GAUGCAGAAACUGGAAGGAGGAGGCGCAGCAGCGGCAGGAGGACGGCGAAUUGCACACCCAGCCGCCGGAGGAAGGAGCUGAGAGCUGCAUUGCUCCAGAGACGGAGGGGCUGGCGACACUUCCAGCCUCCUGUCAUUAAAAAGAUCAUCCUCGGUCAACUUCUCACUGCUUCCUUUCUCCCCCCCUUUUAAUUAUUAUUACUAUCCUCGUCGUCCUUUCCUCCCCUCCCCUCCCCUCUCCUCUCCCGCUCGCUCGCUCGCUUUCCCCUCCUUCUUUCCUACCUCCCUCCCCCUCCCCAAAAGAAGAAGGGGAAAAAAAGGGGGGGCCCGCUGGGUGGAACUUUGAUUUCGCGUCUCGAAACUCCCCCGUCUGGGAAAAGGAAUCCAGCGAGCAGCCAGGAGGCCGUCUCGAAGGAGAAGCAGCGGCAGAGAGAUCAAAGCGCUUGAGGAAGGGCGAGACAGACGCCUCCUGGGAGCAACCGGAUCAAGGUGCUGCUGGUGGCUGCGCCGGAGAUACAAGAGGUCUGUCCGCGCAAUGCUUGCUUUCCGAAGAAGAAACACACACGCAAAUAAAAGCUGAUCUCAGGACGGAAAGGAGCGGGCUUUUAAGAAUCUUUGGAUGCGUUUCUGCCCUUGCUGUGGAUUCUGAUUUGCUUCGAUCACAGCUUUUUUCUUCUUUUCUGCAAAACGUCCAAACCCAAAUUCUUCUCGACAAUUCUUUUUUUUUUUUUUUGGCGUGUGCGGCUCGACCUCCCCAUCGCCUUUCUAAAUACGAUUUUGCCCCCCCCCCCCCCGCUCCCGGCGUCUGAACCUUUCCUUUCGGCUGGAUUUAGCACCUACUUUGGAUCACCAGGGAUCUAAAAUCUUGUGCCUUUGGGCUUCUGCAAUAUAUUUUUGCUUUGUUUUGGAGGAGGGGGGCUUAAGGGAGAAAACAACCCUCACCAUCAUCCGCAACCUGAUAGUUUGCUUCUGUUUGAACCACCCCAGAAGAAAAUAUUUCCAUCUCCUGUGUUGUUCCUGUUUUUUUUUUGGUUUUUUUUGAGGGGGGGUAUUAUCCUGAUACCCUUCCCCCCCCUCUUUUGCUCCACUGGUUUUUUUUUCCCUAGUGGGGGGGAGAGAAAGCCCACGCACUUCCUUUAAAUAAACUGUAGGGAUUCUCUCCCCCCCCCUUGUGGAUUUAGAAGGAUUUUUGAAGAGGGCGAAACGAGAAGGAGAGACGAAGGGGGAAUUAAACCCAAGCCGUUUAAGAGACUGGCGUAUGCUUCAGAUUGCCUUGGCUGCUUCUGCACCGGUUCCACCAGCAUCAGCAACAGCAGCGCGGCCGCCGCCGCCGCCGCCAUCAGCAUUCGUCCUCUGUUCCCACUUCAUCCCAAUCAUUUCAGGCUGCUUAUACUGGCUGCCUGGACUCGGAUCCCGGAUUCUUCAUGAGUUGCGGACGACAUGCCCGUUUUUUAGCCGGGGAACCUUCUUCUCGUCCCGCAUGUUCAGGACCAAACGAUCGGUGCUCGUCCGAAGACUCUGGCGGAGCCGUGCGCCCGGCGGGGAGGAGGAAGGCGGCGAACUUGGAGAAGGAGCCGCGGACAGCCGGGCGCAUGGGACCGGGGGUGGAGGCGGCGGCGGCGGCGGAGGUAGCCGGGGCUGCUGCAUGGGCAAGUCGGGGAAACUCGCCAAGGCACACAUCGGAUCGGAGGCUGAAUUGAAAGCGCUGACCCACUCGGUGCUGAAGAGGCUGAAGGAGAAGCACUUGGAGGGCCUCCUACAAGCCGUGGAGUCCCGGGGAGGCACUAGGACCUCUUGCCUCCUGUUGCCCAGCAAGGUGGACUCCAAGCUGGGUCAGCACUGGUACUCUCUCCCUCUACUGCUGUGUAAAGUCUUUCGGUGGCCCGAUCUCAGGCAUUGUUCGGAAGUCAAGAGGUUAUGUUGCUGUGAAUCCUAUGGGAAAACUCACCCGGACUUGGUCUGCUGCAACCCUUACCACCUCAGCAGGCUCUGUGAACUAGAGUCUCCUCCUCCACCCUACUCCAGAUACCCAAUGGAUUUUCUCAAACCAACUGCAAGUUGUCCAGACUCUGUGCCUUCCUCCACUGAGACAGGGGGGACUAAUUAUUUGGCCCCUGGGGGGCUUUCAGAUUCCCAAGUUCUACAAGAAUCGGGGGAUCCGUCACACUGGUGCGUGGUGGCAUACUGGGAAGAAAAGACGCGUGUGGGUCGGCUAUAUUCUGUCCAAGAGCCCUCCCUGGAUAUCUUCUAUGAUCUACCUCAGGGGAAUGGCUUCUGCCUCGGACAGCUAAAUUCGGACAAUAAAAGCCAGCUGGUGCAGAAAGUCCGUAGCAAAAUCGGCUAUGGCAUCCAGCUGACCAAGGAAGUCGAUGGAGUGUGGGUUUAUAACCGCAGCAGUUACCCGAUUUUCAUCAAGUCGGCCACACUGGACAACCCCGACUCCAGGACGUUACUAGUUCAUAAAGUGUUCCCAGGCUUUUCCAUCAAAGCGUUUGACUAUGAGAAAGCUUACAGCUUACAGAGGCCCAAUGACCACGAAUUCAUGCAGCAGCCGUGGACUGGCUUCACUGUUCAGAUCAGCUUUGUAAAGGGCUGGGGCCAGUGCUAUACAAGACAGUUCAUCAGCAGUUGCCCGUGCUGGUUGGAGGUUAUUUUUAAUAACCGAUGACUUGAGACUCAGACUGGACUCAACAAUGACAUUUUAUAACUACUUUGCUGCUAAAUAUCUCCUUCUGAGUGCUUGCUUUUUCAUGCAAACUUUUUUUGUUUGUUCUGUUUUGAGAAAUAGCUUAUGGAAAGAUUUCUUUCUUUUUGUUUUUUGGCUUCGAUAUUUUGGGAAGUUUUUUGUUUGUUUUUUAAGUGUGAAUGACCAAUAACUCAGAAGGGAAAGGAAGGCACCUGGGGCAGGGUGGGAGUGGGGGUUUGGGAUGGAGGAGACUUCAUUUGAACGUAUUUCACUAGUUUUUUCAUUUUGUACCCUUUAAAUUAUUAUCCAAAUCUGGUGGGUAAAAUUGGAUGCGACAUGGUUUUUUGCAUUGCUCUCUCUCUCUCUCUCUUUCUCUCUCUCUCUCUCUCUCUCUCUCUCUCUCUCGGCAUGUCUACACCAGCCAUUUAUCCUGGGAUCGUCCCGGGAUCAUCCCUGUGCAUCCAAAUGACACAUGGGGGAUCCUGGGGGCAGGCAGGGACGAUCCCCCCAUUUUCCUGGGAUAAUCCUUAGGUGUAGAAAGGGCCUCUCUUGAAUUCAAAAAAAUCUCAUGACUUCCUCCCCCUACCCUUUGUAAACAUACACACACAAUCCAAAGAUCUGUGUUUUCUUCAGUAGAUACACAAUGUUCUUGUGCACUUGGACUGUUUCAUUCAUUUUAGUGGAGGGAGCAGAUCUGCACACAGUGCAUCAAGAUCCAUUUUCUCCAUUGAAAUUAAUGAAGAGGCCAUCACAGGUAGUGGGGCUCCAAAUGCACACUGGAGCUGAUAAGCCUGUAAGUGUUUUUAUUUAAAAAAAACCCAAUGAUCUAGCACCAGGUUCCCUUGAAUCUGGUGCUAAAUCAUUUAUAUUAUUCGACUGUUGUGAGGUGCCUUCCUCCUAAUCACACACAUUGAGCGGGGGGUUGGACUCGAUGGCGUUAUAGGCCCCUUCCAGCUCUACUAUUCUAUGAUAUAAACCCGUCUGUCUUGCUGCAGGUUCUGUAUUAUGGCAGAUCAUUCCAUCUGCUAUUUGUAACAACAAACACACCAACUCCUUAGCUGGUCUGAAGGAAGCUGACCUGUGGUGGUGAUAGAAACCCCUCAUGGUCACCGGCACUGAAUGAAUGUACACAACAUGCGUGCAUACAUAACAAAGUCAGUUUGGGGUGCAAAUGCAGCAGAAUAAAACUUUCGCCAACAACUUUUAUGACUUUCUCUUUCCCUCUUCCUGCCCUCUCCACUGUGACCACCUGCUGCUUUAACUCUUCAUGUCUGUGUCAUUGUGGAGGUAAAAGAAGCAUGGGUUUCACAGGACAUGCCCAUGUUUCACUUAUUAGUGAUCAUUUGUGAUGCCACGAAAAUGAUAAGGUGCAUGGCCUGUGCUUUUCAAAUGGAUCUGCGAUGCAGAUUUCUUGAUACCUUUUUCUUUUUUUUAAAGGACGAAAAGGAUUUUCAGUAUUUAUCCCCUUGUAACCUGUCAUGGUCAGGUUUAUGAUAGUACUGUUUGCAUCCAGAAAUUGCAGUCAUUCAUUUAUAUCUUCUUGAAUUCAUACACUUAGUAUGAUAAUUUUACACUGUUCUUAGCUCAAUGAGCAUGUUUAGACCUUAACAUAAGCUAUUUUUCUAAAUAUAAAAGGUUUAAGUGAACAAGAGAAGCAUUCUCAUUGGAAUUUUAGCAUUGAAGUGCUUUGGAAAAUAAAACAACACAACAACAACAACAACAACAAAGAGACUCCUUAAAAAAAACCCUGAGAUUUAUUAAAGAAAAAAUGUAUUUUAUGUUAUAUAUAAAUAUAUUAUUACUUGUAAAUAUAAAGACGUUUUAUAAGCAUCAUUAUUUAUGUAUUGUGCAAUGUGUAUAAACAAGAAAAAAUAAGAAAAGAUGCACUUUGCUUUAAUAUAAAUGCAAAUAACAAAAU
This is a messenger RNA of Elgaria multicarinata webbii, 4604 nucleotides long. It is a transcript of the gene SMAD7, whose product is annotated as SMAD family member 7. NCBI's taxonomy places the organism in Eukaryota, Metazoa, Chordata, Lepidosauria, Squamata, Anguidae. Gene Ontology annotation, biological process: anatomical structure morphogenesis; regulation of transcription by RNA polymerase II; SMAD protein signal transduction. Gene Ontology annotation, molecular function: transcription regulator inhibitor activity; I-SMAD binding. The transcript has 4 exons. Bases 1259 to 2668 code for a protein of 469 amino acids. Gene Ontology annotation, cellular component: heteromeric SMAD protein complex. The record is from RefSeq and is a predicted model, not a curated record.